Molecule: messenger RNA, 1648 nt
Organism: Geodia barretti
Lineage: Eukaryota; Metazoa; Porifera; Demospongiae; Tetractinellida; Geodiidae
Source: the annotation of a GenBank genome assembly
GUGUUCCGUCUUUUCGUCGACAAGUCUUGUGUUUCCUUCACUCGUAUCUCUACGAGAUCUCCUCAAGAAAAGACGGUCCAGCGGAGAGAUGUCUGGAGGAGGGUUCACACUGGUAGAUUUCACAGUGCCGUCUCGUGACAAUACAAUGACCCACGAGCCUACCGAGGCCCCACUCUGUGAUGAGUGUCAGGCAAAGGACCUGUGCUUCUUUGACCCAACGUGCAGUGGCUGCCAGGACCUUCUGCUAGAUUCCAACACCACCAUCUCUCAGCUGUUUGCAGUCAUGCGACAAUGGGUUCCGCAGACCCAGAGAAACAUGUCUUCUCUCUCCAGAGAGGUCCUCCGAAGAGGAGCCAACAUCAACGAUCGUGACGGACUGACCGACCUCUCUCUCCUCCAUUUUGCCUGCAAGUCAGGGGCAGCCGGAGUAGGCAACAUCGAUGCCGCAGUCAACCUUGUCAACUCUCUCCUCAACAAAGGAGCAGAUUCUGAGCUGAGGUGUAAGUGGACUAACAUGAAUGCACUCCAUUACGCCGUCUUCUUCGAUGUCCCUGAGAUUGUCGAUACUCUUCUGGAGCACAAACCAUCUCUGCUCCACACGACGUGUGAUGAGUUUGAUGGAGGAACUGCCCUCCAUAUCGCUGCUUCUAACGUCUCCAUCAGAGCCACUCAGAUACUGCUGCAACACGGAGCAAACUGCAAGGUCACCGACAGAAACGGCCACGCCCCCAUCGACGUCGUCCCUAGCAACCGAACUGAGGAGUCGGAGGGCGACGUGACCAAUCAGAUGAUAGCUCUGCUCCAGUCGGCUGCGGAGGCGAUGGAGAUGAAGGAGAGAGAGGCACAGGUUGCUGCGGAUGCUAAAGUGGAGGAGGGAGAGAGGGAGGAGGGAGGGGAGGAGGAUAAGGAGAACGCCAUGGAGAUAGAGCCAGCUGUGAUGGUGGAGAAAGAGACCCCGAGAAAGUCUCACCCACCACAAGGCAGACCUCCUCAUUCUCCGGCUCAAUCAAAACCUCACUCUACGACAGCCUCGCUCUCUGUCAGAAAGACACACUCACCUCGUACCACCACCACCGCCACUACCAGAGACCCCGUCCGAACCAGAGGCACACGUUCCCCGGUGUCUACGGUCUCAACGGUCUCCAGUGCCUCCUCCAGAGCUGUGUCUCCGGCAGCAGCUAACGAGGUUACCAUGGAGACUCUCGGUCUCAAGAUCGGCGACAGGGUCCUCAUCGACGCCAAGUCCUCCGCCAACAAAUCCAAGUCUGGAACCGUAAGGUUUGGAGGUGCGAUAGACUUCCUGGGGGGUCAGUGGGCGGGGAUUGAACUUGACGAGGCUGUCGGGAAGAACGACGGCUCUCUCAAGGGAAUCAGGUUCUUCACCUGCAAACCCAAGUUUGGUCUGUUUGUUCCAAUGCAGAGAAUCUCAAAGGCUCCAAUGAGGCAGUUGUCCACAGAGAGAAGGAAAAAGAUGGCCGCCAAUGGAGGGAGAAAGAGGGAGUCUGUUGCCCUCUCUCCUCGCACCUUUGAGGCUCAGGGAACCAUGGCCGUCACAACAGACCUACAGGUCCAUUUCUCUCUCUUCUUCCUUCUCCUACUUCCUGAUAUUUGGGCCUCCGUUUCUUGCAGAAGCAUUGCAAAAGCGCCA